Molecule: messenger RNA, 417 nt
Organism: Staurois parvus
Lineage: Eukaryota; Metazoa; Chordata; Amphibia; Anura; Ranidae
Source: the annotation of a GenBank genome assembly
AUGGAAGAAGUAAAUCAAACCACUGAAUUGCUUGGUGAUUUUUUCCUAGUAGGCUUUGCCAGUCUUGAGCAAUAUCGAUUCUAUUUCUUUGUUUUCUUUCUCAUAAUCUACCUCCUAACACUGAGUGGAAACACAAUCAUAAUCUUGGUGGUUUGGUCUAAUGUAAGGCUUCAUAUUCCUAUGUACUUCUUCAUCGCCAAUUUAUCCUUCCUGGAUUUGUGGUUAGUGUCCACCACUGGUCCCAAGCUGCUGUCCAUACUGCUGACCAACAACAAAAGGAUCUCAUUCCAAGCAUGUUUUGCUCAGCUCUACAUGUUCCACAGCCUUGCCAUCAAUGAAUGCAGUUUUUUGGCUAUUAUGGCCUUUGACCGUUGUGUAUGGCCAUAUAUACCCCUCUUAGAUACCCCACUCUCAUAA